AUGAGGCCGAGUCGCAAAUGCCGUGUAACCGCUUCGAGGGCUAAGGGCAAGAUAUUCAAAGCUCGCGUGAGUGCAUCGAGAAGGCCGGGAGAGGGCGCCACGACGCGGGACCGCGUUGGGCAUGUGCUAAACAACUGCAAAUAUGGCGCGUCGAACGCGAUGACCAGUGCGUGCUUGUGCCACUGGUACGCUCAUCGACUGGAGCGUAUCACUGCACUGCGUACAUCCAAUCAUAUGCCUUCCACCGCCAAGAAUGCGAACGCCUCAAAGAAACCUCGCUCAACGAAGCGAAUUGCUGCGUCGACGAGAAAUGCUGCACCGGUGAGAACUGGUGAGCUGAAGGAGAUUGCAGCACAAAGGAAGAUUUUGACAGCGAAGAAAGCGAAUACACGUACAGCUUCGAAAAAAUCUUUCCGAAAGGGCAUUCUGAAACAACCGAUAGCAAUAUCCGAAGGUAUCCAUGAUCAACACAGUGCUACACCAACGAACACAGACUGUUCCGAUAUUGAACGAUGUCUUUUGACCCUCGAGCUACCCACGAAGGCGGCAGUGAAACCCUGUUAUGUAUUGAACGAGCAUCUUUGGAGGAACAAUAAACUGCUCGCACGCCUGGAAUGGUGGUGGGGUAUGAAAUAUGACUCGCUUGAGCUUGAUGGUGCAUCAAACAGAAUCUAUUUGCGCGAUGACUGGCUGGAGUCAUUUGACAGUGGGCGGUGGUUGCUGCUCCCUUCCUUUGACGUCCUGGACAAGAUAUGGACACAGUGCACAGAUAACUCCAUGUUGCCCGAAAACGCGAACAGAGCGCCACUUGAGCAGAUCUAUGAUGGCGCAGAAACAUUUGAGUAUCGACUGCUGCCGCUGGACAACACUAUCUCCUCUAUCACUCGCUUCGAUCGACCAGCUCGAUCUACCAAUCCCAGGUCAAAAAAAACGCCAGCAUCCUCUUGCUAUUCCUAUCCUUUUGACAAGCUGCCCACCCUUGUCUCGCAUGUCAAGCCCCAUUUUGUGAUUUGUGAUGCGGGGCCAAAGUUAGCCCAUCGAGAAUUAGAGGUUCUGACUCCGAUCGCCUGCGCGAUUUCUGGUCUUCCCGAGACUGCAGCUGCUUACAUGCUGGAAAUCAUGCGGGACGCGUACUAUACCUGGUGUCAGCAAGCUCCCAAAUCAAUGCCAUAG
Messenger RNA from Heterobasidion irregulare TC 32-1, 1173 nucleotides. RefSeq lists its product as uncharacterized. NCBI's taxonomy places the organism in Eukaryota, Fungi, Basidiomycota, Agaricomycetes, Russulales, Bondarzewiaceae. Bases 1 to 1173 code for a protein of 390 amino acids. The record is from RefSeq and is a predicted model, not a curated record. The transcript has 6 exons.